Erpetoichthys calabaricus (reedfish) is the source of this 2837-nucleotide messenger RNA. RefSeq names its product oocyte zinc finger protein XlCOF6-like. NCBI's taxonomy places the organism in Eukaryota, Metazoa, Chordata, Cladistia, Polypteriformes, Polypteridae. The record is from RefSeq and is a predicted model, not a curated record. Gene Ontology annotation, molecular function: DNA-binding transcription repressor activity, RNA polymerase II-specific. The transcript is spliced from 4 exons. The coding region runs from base 72 to 2384 and encodes 770 amino acids. Gene Ontology annotation, biological process: regulation of immune system process; negative regulation of transcription by RNA polymerase II; regulation of cytokine production.
GGUUGUACUUCUCAAUUCUACUCUUUUCAGUCUACAGGUAACAAGGAAGUCACUAUCUCAAGUUAUCCAAUAUGGAAAAGGAGUGCCUAGCUGUCCAGGAACAUCAUUAUGUGAAAAAUAAAUGUGAAGAUGGGGUCUUAGAAGAAGUGUGUAAUAGAAAGGAGGGGAUAAAUCCCACACAGCACUGGGGACUCCUCUUAAUGAAUGGAAUAGAUGUUGAUGAAGAACACUGUAUAUGGAGGUCUGAACAUCUUGAAGAUGAGAGUGUCUGCAUGAACAACAAGGAGCAAGAAGAUUGUGAAGAUGGACCUAUGGACUUUACGGUAGAUCACAAGCUAGUGCCUUACAACCCCAAUGUGGAAAAAAGCAAAGCUGUCAAUGACAUAAAGGAAGAAAAUCUCAAAUGUAAAUCUGAAAGGCAGGAUUUUUAUUCAGAUGAAGAGGCUCCUGGAUUAGGAUUCACACCCAGCAGUCACCGCUCCCUACAGCAUCGCUCUGUCCAUGAGAAGCCGCAAUCUGACAUGAAGAGGUCUGCCAAAGAAUCAGGUUCAAGGCCUUCUGAAGAAGUUUUACAAGACAAUUACAGCUUCAUAUUAUCCUCAUUGGCUCAGACAUCUCCUCCGUACACAUCUCAACAGACAUCCGGUGAUGAGGAUAUGAAGAAACUGAAAUCUGGAUCAGAGAGUUUGACACCUGCUUCUUUGCAAAAUGUUUCUCUGCCAGUGAUGAAUCCGACAACGGUGUUUGUGACCACCCCACAAAUUCAGAUACACAAUUUAGACUCAGCCACCAUCCACCAAGAUCAGGUGAAAUGGAUUAAAAGCAAAUCUGAAUCUAGAAAUGAUCAUCUGAAUCAAACACCACAUAAACUUUACCAGUGUUUGGAAUCUGGCAAACGAUUCACACAAAUAGACAGCCUUCACAUCCAUACAAGAAUUCACAGUGGAGAGAAGCCAUAUUGUUGUUCUGAAUGUGACAAAAAGUUCACCAGCAGAAGUGGUUUUUGCUAUCACAGAAGAGUUCACACUGGAGAAAAGCCAUAUUGUUGUUCCGAAUGUGGUAAAAGAUUUAACCACACUAGCAGCCUUCAGAAACAUAAAAGAACUCACACUGGAAUUAAGCCAUAUCGUCGUUCAGAGUGUGGUAAAGGAUUGGUCUCCAGUAAAUCCCUUAAGGAGCACAGAAGGACUCAUACUGGAGAGAAGCCACAUUGCUGUUCUGAAUGUGAUAAACGAUGCACCACUGCCUCAAACCUUCGAAUCCAUGAAAGAACUCAUACUGGAGAGAAGCAAUAUUGUUGUUCUGAAUGUAACAAACAAUUCACCACUGCCUCAUACCUUCAAAUCCACAAAAGAAUUCACACUGGAGAGAAGCCAUAUUCUUGCUCUGAAUGUGGCAAACAGUUCACCAGCCAUAGUGGCUUUUUGUAUCACAGAAAAGUUCACACUGGAGAGAAGCCAUAUUGUUGUUCUGAUUGUAACAAACAAUUCACCACUGCCUCAUACCUUCAAGUCCACAAAAGAAUUCACACUGGAGAGAAGCCAUAUUGUUGUUCUGAAUGUGGUAAAAUAUUUAACCACACUAGCAGCUUUCAGAAACAUAAAAGAAUUCACAAUGGAAUUAAACCAUAUCGUUGUCCAGAGUGUGGUAAAGGAUUGGCCUCCAGUAAAUCCCUUCAGGACCACAGAAAGACUCAUACUGGAGAGAAGCCAUAUUGUUGUUCUGAAUGUGACAGACGAUUCACCACUGCCUCAAACCUUCGAUUCCACAAAAGAGCUCACACUGGAGAGAAAACAUAUUAUUGUUCCGAAUGUGGUAAAGGAUUUAACUUCAUUGAUCGUCUUCAGGAGCACAGUAAAAUUCAUACUGGAGAGAAGCCAUAUUGUUGUUCUGAAUGUGACAAACAAUUCACCAGUGCCUCAUACCUUCAAGUCCACAAAAGAAUUCACACUGGAAAGAAGCCAUAUUGUUGCUCUGAAUGUGGCAAACAGUUCAACGGCAAAAGUGGCCUUUUGUAUCACAGAAGAGUACACACUGGAGAAAAGCCAUAUUGUUGUUCUGAUUGUAACAAACAAUUCACCACUGCCUCAUACCUUCAAAUCCACAAACGAAUUCACACUGGAGAGAAGCCAUAUUGUUGUUCUGAAUGUGGUAAAAGAUUUAUCAGUGCUAACCACCUUUUUAAGCACAAAAUAAUUCACACUGGAGAGAAGCCAUAUUGUUGUUCUGAAUGUGGUAAACAGUUCACCAGCAGUGAAGGCCUUCGGAACCACAAAAGACUUCACACCGGAGAAAAGACAUUUUGGUGUUCCGAAUGUGGUAAAAGAUUUACCAGGGCUAGCAACUUUCAAAAGCACAAAAAAAUUCACACCAAUACCACCUGAUGAAAAAAACAUAUACUAUAAAAUGUAAUAUACUUUUAAAAGAAAAACAGUCUAAGAAAGCAUGUAAAAUAGAAGUAUCAGCUCCUAAUGGCUACUCAGUACUAAGAAUAGAAAGGAAGAAAUAACAGAGUAUCAGGAAACGCACUCCAAGACAUUCCAAAUGUAGAACAAAACAACAGAAAUAGUUCCCAUUGUGCUGAGAACAACAGGACUAAUUAAAAAAAAAUGUAAGACCCAUCUUGACAUCGUACCAACUAUCAUUACUCCAUGUGAAUUGCAGAACAAAGCAUUAUUAAGAUCAAUGCAGGUGCUACGCCGAGACAUCGCUGCAAACUUUAAAGGGUAAGAAAUGAAGCAGUACAACUGAACAGUAAUCACUAAAGAGUGAAAUCCACUCCUGUCUUGAUAGCAACAACACCAAGAAUAUUUGAGAGAGACACUAAGACAAAUUGU